This is a messenger RNA of Effrenium voratum, 1692 nucleotides long. The record is from the annotation of a GenBank genome assembly. NCBI's taxonomy places the organism in Eukaryota, Dinophyceae, Suessiales, Symbiodiniaceae.
AUGUGCUCGUUCCUAGCGGCGAACCAGCUGAUCGCGAACCUGGCGUUCGUGAACUUCUUUCUGCGACCACGGGGGCCGGAUGCCACCUCGCACGUGCGGAUGCAUGGCUUUGACUUUGUCCACAACCUGCUGCACAUGACUGGUGAGAGGAGGCCCCAGCCGUUCUUCUCACACGACGGUCGCAUUCUGGCGCUCUUCAAUGGGGAGAUCUACAACUGGCGGAAGCUCAGCCAAGACGCGGAGGAGCAGGGGCUUCCGGCCUUCCAGUCGGAUGGGGAGGCCAUCCUGCCGGCCUACCAGACAGCAGGCGAGUCCUUCCCCUUGGCGCUGCAAGGGGAGUUUGCCAUCGCAAUCUUCGACUUUGAGAGUCAGAAGGCAGUCUUUGCCACUGACGUCUUCGGGACGAAGCCUUUGUGGUAUUCUCUAUCCUUCAGAAAGCAGAAGUUGGCAGUGGCCUCUUACAAGAGCGGCCUUCUGCGGCUCGGCUUCCGCAGCCAGGACAUCCAUAUGGUGGGCCCCAACCGGAUCUUGACGAUUUGCCUCCAGAGCUUCCGGGUUUUGAAGCAGACCUCGGCCUUCGAGUUUGACCUCCGGCAGUUCAAGACCUCCACGGAUGACUUCAUCCACGCCUUCAAUCGGGCGGUGAAGCUGCGCACGGAUGACUUGGCGCCGACGGGGCGCCCGCUGUUUGUGGGCCUUUCAUCCGGCUUCGACUCGGGGGCCAUCCACGCGUCGCUGCAUCAGCAGGCGGUGCGGCAUCACGCCUUUGCGCUCCUCGCGGAGGAGAUGCCGCAGAUGCUCCACGACCGCGCCAUCUACGCCAAGGCCUCCUCCGAGGUCUCAGUGGUGCUCAUGAACGACUUGGACUUCGAUUUGGAACGGCGCUGGCUGUCGGAGCGUGCCGAGCCGUUCACGUAUCUGGGCAAGAACUUCACGGGCCAGCGCAAUGUCCUGGACGACUUCGCGGCAAUUGGGCUGAGUUACAUCGUCCGCUUGAGCCGGGACCGAGGGGCGCUGUGCUACCUGUCCGGAACUGGCGCUGACGAGAUUCUCAGCGACUACGGCUUCGCGGGCAAGAAGUGGUGCCCCCAGUCCUCCUUCGGCGGGCUUUUCCCCGAGAACUUGUCCACGAUCUUCCCCUGGGCAGAGUUCUUCCUGUCCACGCAGCGGGACUACCUGCACAAGGAAGAGCAUGUGGCAGGAGCCCACGGCGUUGAGGGGCGGUAUCCCUUCCUGGACCCUCGCGUGGUGCAGGAGUACCUUUGGCUCGCCCCGGAGGUGAAGAAUCGUGAGUACAAGGCGCCCUUGCACGACGCCUUUCAAAGCUGGGGUUACCCCUUCGAGAAGCGCAAGAAGACGGGCUUCGCGGCCAAGGCCAACUUGGUCUCCGAUACUUCCAGCGUUCUCUGGCGCUACAACGCCCACCCCGCUCCUGCCUGUGGCUUGCCGCCCCCUGCGCCCCAGCAGCUGGCAAUCUGCGAGGACGGGCCGGCUGCUUCGCAGCCGCGCUGCGAGGCCCGGUGCGCGGCGCUUGGGAGGCCGCUGGUGGACACCUUGCGCUGCGGGCAUUUGGGCGCCUGGGUGGGCCGCCUGGACUGUGCCAGGGACGGCGGCGGUGGCGGCGACGACGGCGCCACGCUGUGGCCGGAAGAGGGGCCGCGGCCCCCGCUGGUGAUAGAGCGCCCGCUGUGA